Messenger RNA from Aspergillus welwitschiae, 808 nucleotides. RefSeq names its product short-chain dehydrogenase/oxidoreductase. The transcript is spliced from 7 exons. NCBI's taxonomy places the organism in Eukaryota, Fungi, Ascomycota, Eurotiomycetes, Eurotiales, Aspergillaceae. The record is from RefSeq and is a predicted model, not a curated record. Bases 11 to 808 code for a protein of 265 amino acids. Gene Ontology annotation, molecular function: oxidoreductase activity.
CUCUUCCACGAUGGCUUUUCCAUACAAAAAAAUACUCCUUAUCGGAGCUACUUCGGGCAUCGGUCGAGCCUUAGGUGCCAGCCUGAUCCAACAUGGCCGCUUUGUAAUUGCAGUCGGUCGGCGGCAGGAAAAUCUUGAUCGCUUUGUCCAAGAACACGGCACGGAGAAUGCAGCCGGCAUUCAGUUUGAUAUCAACAAGCUGAAUGAAAUCCCACAGUUCGUGAAAAGUGUCACUUCGUCCCAUCCGGAUCUGGAUUGCGUCUUCGUCAACUCGGGAAUGCAACGGCGGUCGGUCUUCACAGAACCGGAAUCAAUCUCUAUCGAUGAGAUCCAGGCCGAGAUGACUGUCAACUAUAUCUCUUACGUCUCACUGACGAAAGAGUUCCUGCCGUUUUUCAUGGCUAAAGAGAACUCACUGACUUCGUUUAUAUUCACCUCGUCGAAUCUUGCCCUGGUUCCGAUCCUUCGCUGCUCCAACUACUGCGCUUCAAAGGCCGCACUUCACCAGUGGGUCUUGUGCCUACGAGAACAGCUCAGGGACACCAACAUCAGAGUAGUUGAGAUUUUUCCGCCAAUCGUACAAACCGAACUACACGAUGAAAAGAACCAACCUGAUAUGGCCCACAUGCGUGGUCGGGCCUUUGGUAUCCCCGUCGACCAAUUCACUACAGAGGCGAUGAAGAAGCUUUUGGCCGGCGACGACCAGAUCCCCGUAGGAUUAUCUACCAUUGCUUUCGACAGCUGGGAGCAGCAGCGCCAGCAAGCUUUCCAUAGGGUGGUGGAGAUGAUGAGGAAGGGCGAGUUCUAA